AAAAAAUUGUCGACUAGGGUUAAUAAUUUCGUUCCAUUACGGUCGAUGUUUGUGUCAUUUAAAAGGAUUUUUUGACACGUUUGUUGACGUGAUGCUUUUGCGAACGAGUCGAAUGGUUUUGUUAUCUAUCAUCCGGUUCAGGGAAGAAGAUCUGUGAUGCGUGUGAAACUAUUACGACGGAAGAAACGUGGUAAUGAGGCGGAGGAAACGGAAUUAGGAGAACGGCAGCGAUUAGAGUAGAUCGAUUACCUGUUGACGGAAACCUGGAUAUACGGACGGUUAAUACAUUUUCUGAGACUGUGUUAGUGUGAGUCCGUGUCUGGUAAUCGGGUCGGGGUUCUAUACAGUGGACCACGAAACGUCUGAUCAGGUUGGAUUAUUCUACUGGCUAGCUGUUCGAUCGAACAUUUUUCUGCGGGCGUAACCCUUUCGUGCCCACUGUUGCCAUAUGGUUAUAUAUUCGAAAUAAAAUAUUAGUAUCAUGUAUUUCGUUCAUAUCUGUGAGUAUACAGGGUGAAAAAUAUGAAAGAUAAUCGUAGUCUACAUAAUCUUGUGAACUACUAUGAAGCAGAAAAAAAGUUUUGCUAAUAAAACGACAGCCAUGUACAGCAAAAAUUCAUUAAAUUUGCAACUCCUUCAGGCGAUAUAAAAAGCUCUAUUGGAGAUAUUGACAUAAUCGUAAUUCACAAAAUACAGUAAAAAGAUGUUUCGACUCUAUGGGAAUACUAUCUGUAGAAACGGUACCAAAGAACAAGAAAAGAACAAAACGAAACAAAGGGGGUGGAGGUCCCAGUGGUUACAAUUAAUCAAAGUUCAACGAUCCAGGACACAGCGAAUAAUAGGCGGGUGGUUGUGUGGGGGUGGUUGGACGGGCUGAAGCCUGACCAUCCCCAGAAAACAACCGAAUCCAGAGAGUAGGAUGACCGGUAUCGGGGGGCGGAGGGGGAUUCGCGGAAGAAAACCAAGCGGAGCCACCACCGAAACGAGAGGAAGGGUGUUGCAGCUGGGUCGGUAGGUAUAUAACGCGUAGGUAGGGCAGAGAGAACACUGGUGCAGGUAGCGUGCACCCGCUUAUCCCUCUCUAUCUUCUGGGGUUGGUUGAUAUCGACCCACGACGGAGGGUCGGAGGGAUAGAGAGAAAGAUAGAGGGAGAAAGGGAGAGAAAGAGCGCCCAUCGGGGUGUUCGCUAUGGCGCAAGCCUGGACGGGGAACGAGGGCGCGAGAGGAGAGGCGAACGAAGGGGCGCGCGCGCGCGCUCGAGCAAGAGUGGCGGCUCCGCUUCCCUCCAAGGGAGAGUGGCAGAAACCGGCAGUAGUAACCCGGCCAGUACCCCGCUCUCGCGCGCGCGGGUGCAGUCGCGGCGUUUUCCGAAAGAAAAAAAAAAUAGAAAAAGAAAUAAAACAACCCACCGUGUAUGUGUGUGUGCGAGAGAAUAGAAGAGUGCGCGUGCUAGAUGGUAACAGGAUCGUGGUGGCGUGUAUAUGUGUUCUGUUCCUGAAGCACAUCCGUGGAACGGAACAUCGUAUAUCCCCUAGGUUGUGGGUGUGUGUACACAGAGGAACCGGUGACACAUCGCGUAUAAGCCGCCACCGAGGUUAUACUCGAGAUCGUGUGCAGGAUCAGAAAGAAGGACGAGACACCUCGGCUGUGUGGAGUAUGCACAGGGUGUCUUUUCCUUUGGAUACACGCGUGUUCUACGGUGGGAUAGGUAGUAUAUACGUGUGAAGUCUGAUAGGUUGCGAACAAUCGGGGCGGCGACCAACAACACAACGUUCGUAUACCUACUCGGAACCGAUAGGACUGGAGUACCACGGGAACCAACACCGCUGGAGGACCAAGUGUUUCCAGAGGGGUGCGGAGGCGUGUAAGAGGACAGGCCUGCUUGUUACUCAUCUGGCGAAGUCUGUCGGGAGGAAAUGUCAUCGAGACUGUGAGGAACGGAAGUACACACCACCAAUCCCGCCGCCAUGUCAAGGAGACCGGAGACCUCGAACGAGGAUUCGUACCUGAUCGCCGGCAGGCCGUCGAACCUGCUACGGACGAGCUUCACCAGCGCCCAGCUGGAGGGCCUGUAUCGUGACUCGUCCCUGCAACAGAGACGCGGCGGUUUACAAUGUUUUUUGAUCUCGGCACUGUUUUACGGUGUCCAGACGAUGGCCACACCGGGCCAGGGUCUCCACGCCCGUAGCCUGAACGCUGUGUUUCUCGGCGUGAAUCUCGGCCUGCUCGCCUGGGCCGAGCACAAUCCACGGGGUAAGGACGCGCUCUCGUGGAUCCUGGUCCCACACAUGGCCUGGUACUUGUCGAUCGCGCAACUGCUCGCUCAGCUGUGCCUGAAGACCGGGGAGGUCACGCCUAGGGACGGGCUCGGCUGGCUGUUGCUCUUGCUCUAUCUGCUCUACGCGACGUUGCCCCUACGGUUGUUCUUUUGCGCGUUGGACGCCCAGAGCACCGUGCUCACUUACAUCCUCGUCGUAAUAGUGCUGCCCAAGGGGAUCGCCCAGAUACCGAUCGACGUGCUGGUCCUGACGUUAACGUUGACGACCGGCGCGAUGUUGCUCGGCGUCUCCAGCUACUUGCUCACGGAAUUCCAGCAGCGUCGCGCGUUCCUCGAGACCAGGCAGAGCCUGGAGGUGCAGCUUGUGAUCGAGGAGCAAAGCGCCGAGCAAGAGAGGCUGUUGCUUAGUGUGCUGCCGGAACACGUGGCGGUGAAGAUGCGACAGGACCUCGGCGCCUCGUUGGACACUCAGUUCAAGAAGAUCUACAUGUCCAGACACGAGAACGUGUCCAUACUUUACGCGGACAUCGUCGGUUUCACCGCGAUCUCGUCGACGUACAGCGCCAGCGAGCUGGUCAAGAUCUUGAACGAGCUGUUCGCGAGGUUCGAUCAACUGAGCGAGAGGUACGAACAGCUACGGAUCAAGAUACUGGGCGAUUGUUAUUAUUGUAUAAGCGGGGCGCCGGUCGAAAGGCCCGACCACGCUGUUCUCUCCGUUUACAUGGGCUUGUCCAUGGUGGACGCCAUUAAGUACGUUCAACAAACAACAAAUAGUCCCGUAGACAUGAGGGUCGGUAUACACACGGGCGCCGUGCUGGCUGGUGUGCUUGGCCAAAGGCAGUGGCAGUUCGACGUGUACAGCAAGGACGUCGAGCUUGCGAACAAGAUGGAGAGCAGCGGAAUGGCGGGGAGAGUGCACAUCUCGAACGCGACGCUGAGCUUCUUGAACGGUGAGUUCGAGGUCGAGCCAGCCCACGGCGAGGACAGAGAGGAGGCGUUACAGAAGGCGGGGAUCGUGACGUACUUCAUCGUACGAGCAUUGAAACCGUUCAAGCCGGCUGUGACGAAGAGCCUGGCGUCGUUGACGGACGCGGAGACCACGAAGCGAACGAUGGAGAACGUGAGGGACGGCAGGAACAACAAGGAGGACUCGGAGGAGUUCCGGCAGAGGCUCAGGGAGGAGCUCGACAGCAAAGGUGGCGUAGCGGACCUGAAGGGCCACGCGCAUUGGCUGACUUUGAGGUUCAAGGACACGAACGUCGAGUCUGCGUUCCAUCACGCCGAGGAGGCAUUCUCGCCCCUGUCGCUUAUCGGCGGCCCAUUGGCGAUGAUCUGCGCAGCCCCGGUUUGGAGGUUCCAGCCGUGGGGUCCUUUCACAUGGGGUGGCCUCGGUGUGGUCGUGCUAUUCGGUGUGGUACUGGCGGGCGCCACCUGUUUGGGCAGCGCCGUCAAGGCUAUGUGGCUGAGAAAGGCCCUCGCCUUGCUGAUGACCUUCUCCCUCGGGGUGUUCUUGCUCCUGGACAUGAGCAAUUGCGUGGUGAUCGCGGAACCGAUACCAAUCCUGAACGCCUCGGUGACACCGUCCCCGAGGUGUCCUUAUCCAUCUUACUACUCGUACAUCGGUGUCCUGACGCUGGUGGCGAUCUCGAUGCCGACAUACAUCUGUUACCUCGGCAAGGCGACCCUGAUGUACGGGAUCGCCGGUUUCCAGUGUUUCAUCAACAUCUGGCUGCUUGGCUCCAGAUUGGACUGGGAGGAUCACGCAUCCUCGCCCCUCGAUCCGGCCGCGUUCCCGUCGAAAUACUCCCUGUCCGCAACCCUACUCAUCGUGGCCACAUCGUUGGUCAUCGUGACCAGAUACACGGAGAAGGCGAGGAGGAUGCUGUAUCUCCGUGGUCGCGAGGUGGUCGCCCAACGUGAAAGAGCGGCGGACAUGAAGCGUAGAAAUGGUGCUCUGAUCUACAACAUCCUGCCGCCCCACGUGGCCGCUUAUUUUCUCACCAGAGCGAGACAUUACGACGACCUCUACAGCCAGAGCUACGCGGAGGUCGGGGUGUUGUUCGCCAGUAUGCCGAACUUCGCUGACUUUUACAGCGAGGAGAGCAUCAACAAUCAGGGCCUCGAGUGUCUGAGGUUUCUGAACGAGGUCAUCUCCGAUUUCGACGCGAUCCUCGAUCAGAACAAGUUCCGGGACAUCAUCAAGAUAAAGACGAUAGGCUCCACUUACAUGGCCGCUUCCGGUAUAACGGACUCCGAGGAGACCGAGGACGCGCCCAGAUGGGGUCACCUCUCCACUCUGGUCGAGUUCGCGUUGGAGCUGAAGAAGGCGUUGUCCAGUUUGAACGAGCAGAGCUUCAAUCACUUCGUCUUGAAAAUGGGCAUCAACCACGGCCCGGUCACCGCCGGCGUGAUAGGCGCGAGGAAACCCCAUUACGAUAUCUGGGGCAACACCGUGAACGUCGCGUCCAGGAUGGAGAGCACCGGAAAAGUCGGCUGUAUUCAGGUGACAGACGAGACUCGUAGAAUUCUGGAGCCAUUCGGUUUCGGUUUCGAGCAACGCGGCCUCGUAUUCGUGAAGGGCAAAGGUCAGUUGUUGACUCAUUAUCUGGUGUCGAAGGACGGUGUCUCCCUGAACCUGGACAGCGAUCUGCCGGUCGAACCAACUCACCCGAUCAUCUACCAGUAGGCUACUCGCUCGAAGGCUCUAAAGGAACAUAAUAAUAAUAAAAAAAACAAACAAGAAACACACACACACGAGAACGUCAACGCGCGAAACACGAGGACUCGUUCACGAACGCCGCACGUACGAGAUGUUCGCGCCUGC
Messenger RNA from Dufourea novaeangliae, 5102 nucleotides. RefSeq names its product adenylate cyclase type 3 (gene Ac3). Lineage: Eukaryota; Metazoa; Arthropoda; Insecta; Hymenoptera; Halictidae. Gene Ontology annotation, molecular function: adenylate cyclase activity. The coding region runs from base 1968 to 4964 and encodes 998 amino acids. The record is from RefSeq and is a predicted model, not a curated record. Gene Ontology annotation, biological process: adenylate cyclase-activating G protein-coupled receptor signaling pathway; intracellular signal transduction; cAMP biosynthetic process. The transcript has 9 exons.